Molecule: messenger RNA, 544 nt
Organism: Stomoxys calcitrans (stable fly)
Lineage: Eukaryota; Metazoa; Arthropoda; Insecta; Diptera; Muscidae
Product: transmembrane protein 14 homolog
Exons: 2
Coding region: 106-438 (110 amino acids)
Biological process (GO): regulation of heme biosynthetic process
Cellular component (GO): mitochondrial membrane
Source: RefSeq, a predicted model, not a curated record
UAAACCGACUACCAGACUAAACCGUAAUAACCAGUUUCAGCAGUUUUGGAAUUUUGCCACACAGCCUAAUAUUUGGAAAUAUUGAAGUAAUUGUAUUACAAAAUAAUGCCGACCGAUGUAAUUGGAUAUUUGUAUGCGGCAACAGUUGCUGCCGGCGGUAUAAUGGGUUAUGUUAAAGCAGGAUCUAUGCCUUCAUUGGGGGCAGGUCUAGCAUUUGGUGCAAUAUUAGGUUUAGGAGCCCACUACAAUUCUCAAGAUCCACCCAGACCACUACUGCAAUUGGGCACUUCCUUGGUUUUGGCCGGCGUAAUGGGAGCAAGAUUUCAACGAUCGGGAAAAAUGAUGCCAGCCGGCAUGAUUUGUAUUAUUUCAAUUGCGGCUCUUAUAAGGAAUGUCGUAACAUACAAUCGUUAUUUGCCAUUACCAGGAAGAAACUAAACAUGUGUUUUUAUUUUAUACUCUUAUAUACUUGGUUAAGGUUUAAUUGGGUUUCCUAUGCACUUGCCUCUCUCUUAAAUAGAAAUGUAUUAUCCUAUUUAACCUA